Messenger RNA from Exophiala mesophila, 1300 nucleotides. RefSeq lists its product as uncharacterized. The record is from RefSeq and is a predicted model, not a curated record. Bases 382 to 909 code for a protein of 175 amino acids. The transcript has 2 exons. NCBI's taxonomy places the organism in Eukaryota, Fungi, Ascomycota, Eurotiomycetes, Chaetothyriales, Herpotrichiellaceae.
CAUUUGCUGUUCAUCAUCACACUUGUAUUUUAGUCCCCCGUUAACAUUCCGCAUCAGGUACAAAAUAUUGGUCGACACAGAAAAUGGCAUGUACGAGCGAGGGUCCAAGAUCAUGAACGAGUGCCUGUCGAAUCAUGAGUGCAGGCGCUGAGAUGAACGUGGAUGCCAGUCUCCCCGCUGUUAUGGCCGAAGAAGGGGUCGCAGAACGGUGACAAUCUUAUAAAAUGUGGUAGGACAGCCGCGGCGCUGGAAUGUCGUGUUGUCUUUCCAGCAACUCUACAUUCCAGUCACUCAUUUCGUGUUUUUCAUCUUAUUGCCAUUGACUAACCCAAGUCUCUCCUUUUACCACACAUCAUCACACUCGACGAGUCUACCUUGACCAUGGCGCAGAAUACAUCCUCUCAGGCACAGCCAGUAAUUGACCAGGCCGACGUGGAUGAUUGGGUCAGACGAUUCAAUGAAGGGCUUGCCGACCACACUGUUAUCACUGCAUCAUCAUCACCCGAUGCACAGCCAUGGUAUACAUCCUUCUUCGGCUGUUUCUCGCCUAUCGAUACAUGUGCCAUCACCUGCUGUCUGCCAUGCAUUACCUUUGGAAAGACACAUCAUCGAACCCGCAAGAACGCCAACAUGGAGGGAUAUAACUGUCUCAACACUUCGUGCCUGUUGUUUGCUGGGUCUGCUUGCGUGGCUCUACACUGGAUCCCAAUGCUCUUCCAACGUGCCGACAUCCGCAAGAAAUAUAACUUGCAAGGCGACUUCGUUACAGAUCUCUUCACCACAUGCUGCUGUGGAUGCUGCUCGCUCAUUCAACAAGACAAGGAGGCAGAACUUCGAGAGAAAGAACUGAGUGACAAGGUCAACCAGACCGGAUAUGCCAAACCUAAUGAGAUGGCGUAUCCUGCAUAGAAGUGUCUUGGGAGGGAUGGUGAUUGCUUGAGAUUGGAUAUUAGCCAGUAAUAUCAACCAGACAUUAAUGUGGUCUUUAGUAUUGGUAUAUGUAUUGUGUUAAUCAAGUCAGGUGGUUGAUGUGGCAUAUACUACUAUAUGUCAACAAGAAGAAGGAAAUACCUUCCUGAAAUGAGUAAUGUUCUCUGAAAAUGCAAAACGACGAUGCUGUCAAGGGACCGAGGCAACCCACAGGAGAAGUCCACCCCAAGCCAAGACCAAGGCACUGUUGCGUAUAUGCGUACCGCAUGCUAGGGGCAGAAUUUCCUUCUGGCUAACGGUGUUAGAAGUCUUUGUGCUACUAGACGGCCAGCUGCCAUCUCUGAGUGCUACACGCCUAGUCCUAUCCAGG